Messenger RNA from Pleurotus ostreatus (oyster mushroom), 414 nucleotides. RefSeq lists its product as uncharacterized. The coding region runs from base 1 to 414 and encodes 137 amino acids. NCBI's taxonomy places the organism in Eukaryota, Fungi, Basidiomycota, Agaricomycetes, Agaricales, Pleurotaceae. The record is from RefSeq and is a predicted model, not a curated record. The transcript is spliced from 2 exons.
AUGGAAAGUAUCCAUGUCCUUGGGAAGGCCAUCUCAAGCCACCCACAAUCUAUCGAAAUCAUACCAGGCGACCUAGACAUAUGGCGCGCCCCAAAUUCAACCACUCCAUUCCUACUCGUUGACGGACAUCUGGGAGUUCUGCAGAAGUUGCUGUACAAACUCUACGUGACUGCGCAGACUAUCUUCUAUUCGAUCCGCCGGGAGCAACGAACUCCCACCAUCUACUCGGAUUUGGUGGAUAUAACCGCCGUUAUCCUCUUGGCCAAUCCCGCGCACCAAACGGCUCUCCACGAAAGGAAGAAACUCGUUGAAGCUCGCGUGAUACGUGCUGAUGAUGAACUGGAACUCCUUGGUUUACUGCAAGCCAGCAAAUCCCACGCGAAAUAUUAUGGGCACACAGAAGAUGGCUCCUGA